CCAAACACCCCGUCUCUCCUGCUCAAGAAUUAAGCAAACUCCGAUUCUUGUCCCUUUCACAGAGCGUGUUCACAGCUUUUCGAUUUUACCGCCAUGAGGUCGCUGUGGUUUCUGCUGCUGCUCUCACUCGCCUUUCACAGCGCUUCGGUGGUCGCGGGCCAGCGGGCGGCUGGAGCGGCAGAGCGGCAGCUCCAGAGAGCCGAGGCGGCCCUUGUUCACGCCAUGCUGAUGGAAAUGGGACAAGGGGUCAACACUAACGAGGUGGACUCGCCGUCAGCCGAACUGGUCUCCAAGCGACAGCACCCGGGGAAACGCUUAGUAAAUUUGGAGAAGCGGCAACAUCCAGGAAAACGCGAAGAGGAAGAGGACGAGGAAGAGGAUUACCGGGAAGUCGAGAAAAGGCAACAUCCCGGGAGGAGAGGUGCGGACGGGCCCCUCUUUGGGGAGGAAGAGGGGCUCUCCAAGCGGCAGCACCCAGACACAAGGCUCGUGUUGUCCAGCCAGAGCCGGCAGCCCAGUCGCGGCGCUUGGGAGGCCGAGUCUGACUCCGGGGAGAGAGAGGCGCAGUCUAGUGUCCGGCAGCCGACCAGAAGGCACCCGGAGGCGGCCGGCACAGGCAGCGAUCUCCCCUUCCCCUGUGACCCACGGGACCCUGUGGCUUGUGGCCUGUUAGAGCUGCUAGGUGGCGUGAGUAAGACGGAGGUGAAGCGGCAACACCCCGGGAGGAGAGAUGCUUCAGAUGGGGAGUUUGAAGGCCGAGAUUGAAAUGUUUAAAUGUCGUAAAAUUUUUGUUUUCCAUUCACAUGGAAUUCCCCCCCUAAAAUCUUAUAAACCUGUUACCUGGACCAGAGUUUGUUUUAAGUGUAUUCGCGAUUUUAUCAUCACUUUCCCAGCAUGUUCUUUAACGCAUGUCGUAGUG
Amblyraja radiata (thorny skate) is the source of this 919-nucleotide messenger RNA. RefSeq names its product thyrotropin-releasing hormone (gene trh). Gene Ontology annotation, molecular function: thyrotropin-releasing hormone activity. Gene Ontology annotation, cellular component: secretory granule; extracellular region. Lineage: Eukaryota; Metazoa; Chordata; Chondrichthyes; Rajiformes; Rajidae. The coding region runs from base 94 to 765 and encodes 223 amino acids. Gene Ontology annotation, biological process: positive regulation of insulin secretion; hormone-mediated signaling pathway; negative regulation of glutamate secretion. The record is from RefSeq and is a predicted model, not a curated record. The transcript has 2 exons.